This is a messenger RNA of Plenodomus lingam JN3, 1155 nucleotides long. RefSeq lists its product as uncharacterized. Gene Ontology annotation, cellular component: cytoplasm. Gene Ontology annotation, molecular function: protein binding; diphthine methylesterase activity. Lineage: Eukaryota; Fungi; Ascomycota; Dothideomycetes; Pleosporales; Leptosphaeriaceae. The record is from RefSeq and is a predicted model, not a curated record. Gene Ontology annotation, biological process: protein histidyl modification to diphthamide.
AUGACUUCAAUAAAGUCACUCAUCUCCUUCCGACUUGACCUGCCACCUAGCUGCAUCGAGUUCUUCCCCCUCAACCCGCAGUAUGCCGUCAUCGGCACAUACAAUCUCGAAAAAUCAGAUGCAGCAGAAUCUGCAGGCUCCGCCCCCCACGAUGGUCAUGUGAAAAGCGUCAAGAGCCAGCAGCGCAAUGGCAGUCUGGUCCUUGUACGUGUCAUGGGAGAUAAUGUCGACAUCAUCCAAUCCUUGCCCACACCCUCAGCAGUUCUGGACGUACACUUCUUGACCCAGGUGCCCAGCUCCAACUUUGGCGUUGCCACUUCCACCGGCGCCUUUGCCAUCUAUGAGCUGAAGUCUUGGAAGCGGAAUCCGGAAAUCAGUCACAUCAAGACUAUCCAGUAUUUCCCUGAAGACGUUCUCAUCACCGCCUUCUCAUGGCAUCCAGAGUCAUACAUGAUCGGCAUGACGCUGUCAAACAACCAAGUGCAUCUAGGAAUCAUCGACACCGAGGACGACAACGACACUCCAUCCACUAUGGAGGUCACGCGUCAUGAUCUUGAGGCCUGGACAUUGGCUUUCCUGUCCGAUGGCUCGGGAAUUCUGUCCGGUGGUGAUGACAGCACACUACGUUUUGCCGAACUCACAGAGGGUACAGAACUCAGCGUACCAUGGACUGACCAAAGGAUUCAUGAUGCGGGCGUAACAGCCAUUUUACCUGUCCAUCUAGACGACGAGGGUGCAUUGAUGGUCACUGGUAGCUACGAUGACCACAUCAGACUUCUCCACGCAUCUAAAGGUGGUCAGCGAAAGGUUCUGGCAGACACUAAUCUAGGAGGCGGCGUGUGGCGUUUGAAGCUGCUUGAUCGGAACCCAAAGCUCCCUGCGCAUCACGGGGUGGAGAAAUGGAGAUCGGAGCCACCCCCAGAGACAUUGUUGCUGUUGGUUAGCUGUAUGCAUGCCGGGGCGCGGAUUAUAAGGCUCGUAAGGAGUGGCGAGGACGAGGACAAGGAAUGGAACUUUGAAGUACUUGCCAGGUUUGAGGAGCACGAGAGUAUGAAUUAUGGAAGUGAUAGCCAGCCGGAGCUGAACAGCGCGGGAGAGCGGACAUUCAUCUCAACAAGCUUUUACGAUAGACGGUUGUGUUUGUGGCGGUAUUAG